Molecule: messenger RNA, 1290 nt
Organism: Anopheles coustani
Lineage: Eukaryota; Metazoa; Arthropoda; Insecta; Diptera; Culicidae
Gene: Sgf29
Product: SAGA-associated factor 29
Exons: 2
Coding region: 92-958 (288 amino acids)
Cellular component (GO): SAGA complex
Source: RefSeq, a predicted model, not a curated record
CAUUCAUCCCUCGUAAUCAUUUUCAUACAUUUGUAAACAACUUUGUUCGAUCUGUAUCGCGUCGUAGUAUCUUUUCUACAAUUUUAAAACGAUGCCUCUAACCGCAGAGCAAGCGAUGUUGCAAGUUCAGGAGCGUCUAAAAUCUCUCAAAUCGUUGGUAUGCGAAAUCGAAACGGAGCGGAAGCGUAUCGAACCCAACAUAAACAACAUGAUUCGUCUAACAAAAAUGGCAAGUGAGGACAAAUCUCCCGCGCUGAACCACAAACUGAAGACGUUGUAUAAAAUCGGGCUACAGGACGCCCUUCAAGAGGAAACGUUAAUACGGCAGGCACUUUCCAAGAUACAGGACAUUCGUAAUAUACGUAACGAGCGUCGAAUACAGGCCCGUAACGCUGGAAAUAAGGAAACUAUCCGCCGCGGGGCUUUGAUGAAAAUGUUACAAAUCUCUGCUCAAACGUUGCCACUCUUUGUCAGCAAACCUGGCGAGAAGAUUCCUCACCUAUGCGGCUCCAUUCCGGCGGACACCAGCUACAUUGCCAAGCCGGGUGAUAUGGUGGCGGCGCUGGUUAAGAGCGAAGAGGGUGAAGAGAACUGGAUUCUGGCCGAGGUGGUGCAGUAUGUAUCUUCAACGAGCAAGUACGAGGUGGACGAUAUCGAUGAGGAGCAAAAAGAUCGGCACGUCUUGAGUCGGCGCAGAAUCGUCCCGCUUCCCUUGAUGCGCGCAAAUCCGGAAACGGACGGGCAGGCUCUAUUCCCCAAAGGAACAACCGUAAUGGCCCUGUAUCCGCAAACGACCUGUUUUUACAAGGCAAUAAUUAAUCAACUUCCACAGACGGCGAACGAAGAGUAUGAAGUGCUUUUCGAGGAUCCCACCUACCCGGACGGAUACUCUCCGCCCUUGUCCGUUGCCCAACGAUAUGUGAUUGCGAUUAAACAGAACAAAAAGACCACCUCUUGACAGCUUCAACAGCAGCACACUCUGUCCUUGUCCCAUAGCUCUGGUACGAUGGCAAGUGCGGCGGCCAACAGUGGAACUGCUUCCAGCUACGCUCCGCCUAACUUUGCAGGGACAAAUACCGCUGCUAUUACUGCGCUUACGUUUUCGGUUCAGUCUGUGCAUACGAAGGAAGAACCUUUCACGGAUAAUUUCCAUCAAGACGACACUUUUUAAUCACUGUAGGACGUAUACUUUUUCCCAACAUUCAUGGCAUUCAUCAAAUAAAAAUCUUAAUUAAAACCAAGUCUGAGAACUUAUGUGAUAUUAUAACAGAUAGCUCGAAUGCUUUGACA